Messenger RNA from Armigeres subalbatus, 502 nucleotides. RefSeq names its product acidic leucine-rich nuclear phosphoprotein 32 family member B-like. Bases 131 to 466 code for a protein of 111 amino acids. Lineage: Eukaryota; Metazoa; Arthropoda; Insecta; Diptera; Culicidae. The record is from RefSeq and is a predicted model, not a curated record. The transcript has a single exon.
UCGUUCAUCACAGUUCACUACUGAUCUCAUUGAAGACUUAUCGUCUCUUGACAGCUUUAAUCCUUCUUUUAAGGUGUUUAUUUUAAGUAGUAUCAAGGUUUAAGUUCAAACAUCCCCAAGUGUGAUCAAAAUGAGUGCCGUCAACAAGAAAACUGAAGCCGCCGUCGUCGUCGCCGCCGAUGAGGAGCAAGUCGACGCCAAGCAGCCGAAGGGAGUCAAGCGGCCGUCCGAAGGAAAACCCACGGAACCGAAAAAGGCCAAGAAGGACGAACACGUUGCGGCAGAGGAAGAUGACGAAGCCGACGGUGAGGAGUUGGAAGGCGAAGAUGAGGAGUUCGGCGAGGAGGAGGAAGAAGACGACGUAGAAGCUGAUUACGACGAAGAGGACGAUGAAGAUGAAGGGGAAGAUGAGGGCGAAGGCGAGGAAGACGAUGGUGCGGGUGAGGAUGACGAUGAUGAUGAGUAAUGAUGAAAUAAAGGCAGCUUUUGUAAUUGUAAAUAA